UGGCGAUGCCCGGCCCGAGGUCCCCUCGGUGGAUAUGGAAGAGGUCCCUCUGCUUGGCGGGAUGUCCAGUCCCGAGGAGGAGAUCGUGACAGACCUUUUCAGUGCAGAGAGUCCGUUUGUUUCUGAAAACCUUACCCUGAAAACCCCGGUGGUGGUGAAGCACGAGGAGGACGAGUUCCACGUUUUUAAAGACGCGUAUCUGAGCUCCGCGGACCCCAAGGAGCCCCUCCUGCACGGGUUCAGCCCCCCGCUUCACGUGGACUGUGAGAGUCAAGUCAAAGUGGAGCUCGUGGUGGACGACAACGACGAUGAGGAGAUGCUCCCGGAGUACCCGAGUCUCCCCGAGCUCAGCCCGCUGGAGGACGCCGCGCUGUCCGUGGCCCCGCAGCCGCAGGCCUACAACGUGCACUUCCUGUCCUCCCUGCUGGCCCCGCACAGGAGUCCUGCUGUCGUGCACCUGGGCGCCUGGGCCAGGGAAGGAGCCGCCCACCCCGGUGUCCGGGUGAUUCCAGUGGGAAUAAAGGAGGCAGGUGGUACAAUUAUAAGUAACAAUCCGGAGGAAGCAACUUUUCAGAACCCUCUUGGUCCAGAAUCCUGUUGCAAGUUCCCCUCAUCACAAGAAGCAGAGGACGCUGACCACUCUCACAAAAAAGACUCUAACCCAAUGGUGAUAUGUCAGUUGAAAGGGGGUACACAAAUGCUGUGUAUAGACAAUUCUGGCACAAGAGAACUAAAAGCACUUCAUUUGGUUCCUCAGUAUCAAGACCAAAAUAAUUAUCUACAGUCAGAUGUCCCUAAACCAAUGACUACUUUAGUAGGAAGAUUUUUGCCAGUACCAGCAAAAUUAAAUCUCAUUACACAACAACUUGAAAGUGGAGCCUUCCCAUCCCUAGUCAACGGGUCUGCUUUCCCUUCGGGAUCCGUUCUUCCAGGACCACCAAAAAUAACUUUGGCUGGGUACUGUGAUUGCUUUGCCAGUGGGGACUUUUGCAACAACUGCAAUUGUAAUAAUUGUUGUAACAAUCUACAUCACGAAAUCCAACGGUUCAAGGCCAUUAAGGCAUGUCUUGAGAGAAACCCAGAAGCUUUCCAACCAAAAAUCGGGAAAGGGAAGUCGGGAGACGUGAAGCCUCGACAUAACAAAGGCUGUAACUGCCGGCGCUCAGGCUGCCUCAAGAAUUACUGUGAGUGCUAUGAGGCCAAAAUUAUGUGUUCUUCUAUUUGCAAAUGCAUUGGUUGCAAAAAUUAUGAAGAAAGCCCAGAACGGAAAACCCUAAUGAACAUGCCCAACUAUAUGGAAAUUGGAGGGUUUGAAAGCAACCAUCAUUUGUCACCAACUAAAUUCUCAGGACUACCAAAAUUCAGACAAGAUAGGCGCUCUUCCUCGUGCAUCUCCUGGGAGGUGGUGGAGGCCACAUGCGCCUGCCUGCUGGCCCGGGGCGAACAGGCCGAGAAGGAGCGCUGCUCGGAGUGCUUGGCGGAGCAGGUGAUCUUGGAGGAAUUCGGGAGGUGCCUGUCACAGAUUCUCCGUAUUGAGUUUAAAUCCAAAGGGUUGAAAAUUGAGUAG
Odobenus rosmarus divergens (Pacific walrus) is the source of this 1567-nucleotide messenger RNA. It is a transcript of the gene TESMIN, whose product is annotated as metallothionein-like 5, testis-specific (tesmin). The record is from RefSeq and is a predicted model, not a curated record. The transcript has 9 exons. Gene Ontology annotation, cellular component: nucleus. Gene Ontology annotation, biological process: regulation of DNA-templated transcription. Bases 35 to 1567 code for a protein of 510 amino acids. NCBI's taxonomy places the organism in Eukaryota, Metazoa, Chordata, Mammalia, Carnivora, Odobenidae.